GCAGUCGGUUGGUUCCCCAAGAAAUCUGGUUAGGCCAGGAAUUCGCAAUCGCAGAAAGAUCUUUGUCACUUUGGCGCCUUAAUUACGUGUGAUAAAAGAUUUAUACGCCCGCGAGCUCAAGUAGCUUUAUCAAAUACUCGUUCGCUACUUUAUCGCAAUGAACGACAAUAUAAAAACCGUGACGGUUUACCCAACAACAUUGGAAUUAACGACCCCAACAAAACCAGCGAAUGGCAGUAACGAUGAUUACGAUCCUCACCAGCACCGCGAACUUAAGAAUCCCACUACAAACUUUCAGACAUUUGCCCACUUCCUGAAGGCUUCCGUGGGCACUGGAGUCCUGGCCAUGCCCAGUGCCUUCGCACAUGCCGGAUAUGUGAAUGGCACCCUGCUCACACUGAUCAUUGGCUCGCUGGCCCUCUACUGCCUGCACAUUUUGAUCGAAUGCAUGUACAUCUUGUGCAAGAGGCAGCGGGUUCCCUACGUCAGCUUCUCGCAGGCCAUGAAUCUGGGACUCAAACAAGGUCCACCCUGGCUGCGUUGUUUAGCUCCCAUAUCCGUUCCCUUUGUAGAUGGCUUCCUGGCCUUUUACCACUUCGGCAUCUGCUGCGUCUAUGUGGUUUUCAUAGCGGAGAGCAUAAAGCAGCUGGUGGAUGAGUAUCUGGUGGUCUGGGAUGUGCGGAUACACAUGUGCAUCAUCAUUGUGCCACUUCUGCUGAUUUAUAGCAUCAAGAAUUUAAAGCUACUGGCGCCUUUUUCCAGUGCAGCGAAUCUCCUGCUUCUUGUGGGUUUUGGCAUCAUUUUGUACUAUAUAUUUGAGGAGUUACCUCCUUUCAGUGAACGAGAUCCUUUUGUGGCCGCCGCAAAGUUGCCUACUUUCUUCGGCACAGUACUCUUUGCACUGGAAGCAGUGGGUGUGAUUCUGGCAAUCGAGGAGAAUAUGGCCACGCCAAAAUCCUUUGUGGGCCCCUGUGGCAUUUUGAAUAGUGGCAUGUCCAUAGUGCUGGGCUUGUACGUUCUGCUCGGCUUCUUUGGCUACUGGAAAUAUGGCAAUGAGUCCGAGGGCAGCAUUACACUGAAUAUUCCGCAGAACGAGAUACCCGCUCAGGUGGUAAAGGUGUUCUUUGCCAUCACCACCUGGAUCUCAUAUGCCUUGCAGGGCUAUGUGACUGCCCACAUCCUGUGGGAUAAAUACUUGGCCAAGCGCUUCAAGGAAACCAGGCAGACAUUCUAUGAACUGCUCUUCAGGGCCUUAAUUGUGUUGCUCACUUUUGCCUGUGCGGUUGCCAUUCCGGAUCUUUCGGUCUUCCUGUCCCUGGUGGGAUCCUUUUGCCUGUCGAUCCUGGGCCUCAUCUUCCCCGUUCUACUCCAGAUCUGCGUCCAGUACACCGAGGGCUACGGACCCUUCCGGAUAAAAUUGAUCAUCAAUCUGCUGCUCUUGGGCUUUGGCAUCUUUGGCGGAGUUGUGGGCACCUAUGUGAGCAUUGUGGACAUCAUUGCGGUGUACAAGUAAACUUCGAAUUCGAUGCGGCUCAAUAAACUGUGCAUUAAUUUA
Molecule: messenger RNA, 1555 nt
Organism: Drosophila teissieri
Lineage: Eukaryota; Metazoa; Arthropoda; Insecta; Diptera; Drosophilidae
Product: proton-coupled amino acid transporter-like protein CG1139
Exons: 9
Coding region: 158-1513 (451 amino acids)
Biological process (GO): amino acid transmembrane transport
Cellular component (GO): vacuolar membrane
Molecular function (GO): amino acid transmembrane transporter activity
Source: RefSeq, a predicted model, not a curated record